AAAGGUUCCUUGUAGACACAAUAAGAAACCUCCACAGAAGAUUUCUGGCAGAGAACAAUGUGAGGAUCUCACUAAAAUGGUGUGCUGUGAUACUGCUAGAAAGGACUGUAUGUAUGGGGAGUGUGAACACUGCAGACAAAACAGUUCCACUCUCAAGUAUAUGACAGUGCAGAAAGGGUGUCCUACACUCAGUGGGGGACAGAAGAUAAGGCAACAAUGAAUGACCAGGAGCGGCCAACAGUGAAGAUAACUGUUAAACAGAUUGUUGAGGGCACCCAGGAGCAACAGCAGUUCCAAACACUCCUGAGCAAGUUCAAGAAGCAUUCUUUUAAUAUUAGGCAGCAGUAUGCCUACUACCGUGAGCUAAGGAAGAGCAUGGCAACUGAUGAAUGCCUAAUUCACGUAGAUUGUUCUGAGAACUUUACCUGCAAGUACUUGUGAGCACAUUCAUGCCUAAAAUAUCAAUGUAGCUGAAUUACGUCCUAUUGUCAUUAUUAAAUAUAUAGUAUAAAAAAGACUUUUCUUUGUCCAACUCUCGCGAGAACAUACCUGAGCGGGUUUGCUCGUUAGUGACACCUGCUGCCUGAGGCUCGGGAUAGGGGCAGGAGACCGGGGACGAGAGGCGACUUGAGGAUGUCUAUGAAUGAAGAGGGAUAUGUGGUUCGGAUCAGAGGACUCCCCUGGUCCUGCACGCAGGAGGAGGUCGCCAGCUUCUUCUCUGACUGUGACAUCGUUGGUAAAGUAAACGGAGUGUGCUUUACCUACUCUAAAGAAGGCCGUCCCAGUGGAGAGGCAUUUAUUGAGUUGAAAAUGUCUGAGGAUUUCAAGAUUGCUCUCUCCAAGGACCGUAAAUACAUGGGACACCGAUACAUAGAGGUGUUCAAGUCGAACCGCAGUGAGAUGGACUGGGUGCUGAAGCGCAGCGGGCCAGCUGACUACGACAGCUGCAGCGGCUGCAUGCUGCGACUCAGAGGCCUUCCCUUCGGCUGCAGCAAGGAGGAGAUCGUUCAGUUCUUCUCAGGGUUGAGAAUCGUGCCAAAUGGGAUUACUCUGCCAGUGGACUGCCAGGGGAGGAGCACAGGGGAAGCCUUCGUGCAGUUUGCCUCAAAGGAGAUAGCAGAAAAGGCUCUGGGGAAACACAAGGAAAGAAUAGGGCACAGGUACAUAGAGAUUUUUAAGAGCAAUCGCAAUGAGAUCAGAGCUUACUACGAGCUGCCCCACCAGGGGGUGGGAGCCCAGAGGCCGGGGCCCUACGACAGACCCAUGAUGGGGGGCCCCAGAAGAGGCUUCUUUGCGCCGGAGCCUGGCCGCGGGGGGGCUCUGAUGGACACCAUGAGGUGCGGGGGGGGCUAUGGAGGAGGUUACGGUGAAUUUGACAGCUUCAACAACUGCUGCUUUGACAACGGCAUGUUUGAUGAGCGAGUGAGAGGAGAGAGAGAAGGAAGAGGGAUGGGAGGCCACGGUUACGGUGGUCAAGGUGAUGUUUCUACAGGCUUCUACAACGGCCAUUUUGUUCAUAUGAGGGGCUUACCUUUCCGCGCCACAGAGGGAGACAUCGCUAAAUUCUUCUCUCCUCUGAAUCCACUGCGGGUCCACAUCGAUGUGGCUCCUAACGGGAAGUCCACAGGGGAAGCCGAUGUGGAGUUUCGCUGCCAUGAAGACGCUGUGUCAGCCAUGUCCAAAGACAAGAACCACAUGCAGCACCGCUACAUCGAGCUGUUUCUUAAUUCAACGGCCAGUGGAGCCGCUGAAAUGGGUCGUGGUGGUGGGGGCUACUACGAUAACUCAGGGGGGGGCGGACGCUCGCGGGGCAGCGGGAUGCGAGGCUCAUACUGAUGAUGUCAUCCCACUCUUCCAAACCAUCCUGACGUUUGUCUCUUCAGGCCACAUUUACUCGAUUACUUUUUUAAGCAGGAGAGCUGAUCUGAAGUCAGUCAUUUGUUUUAAUUGUGAGGUUCAAACCUAUGGAUACCAGACCAGAGAAGACCUUAGCAAGCACUGUUAUCAAACACUUCUGAAGAGCAGUACAGCCUUUCAAUGUUCAGAUGUUGGAGCUGUUGUUGGUGCUAAACAAGGUUAAUUAGUCUAAAAGGAGAUUUCUUGUUCAUUAUAGAUUUUUUUUUAAGAAUUUGAAAAUCGAAUGUUUUUUCUCGAGCCACAUCAAAUGCCAUAUUUUUCUUAGUUGCACGAUUAUUAAGAGAACUUACAACUUUUUAUUUUCCCAUAGUUAUGAAAGACUAUGGAAGAAGGAAACUGAAUGUGUUGCAGUUCUUAGUUCUAUAAGUGGAAUGCACUUUGUCUUGUUUGAAUGAGUGCAGGAGACGUUGGUCGGAUGGAGACACAGAAGAACAGCUGUCGGGUUUCAGAGGUUGAUGAAAACGUUUUGAUUUGUUGAGUUGAAUGACGCUCUGUAGGAGGUAGAGCAGUGUGCAGCAACCUCAAAACAUUACAAAUGUAUUUCGGGAAGAAAUUCUGUUAAACAUUUUUUUAACUGUUUAUUAUGGUUUGUUAUUUUGAGCAUCCUGUUAUAUGCUGAUUCAAACUGCACUUUAGGUCAGCUUUCCUGCUUUGAAAAGCUGUUCAAUGUGAGCCAGUGUGUUUUUUAUGAAUGUUUUCAGAGUUCAUGACAGAAUUUCAAACUAAGUUGAAUAUUAUAUUUCACAAGGUGGAAGUAAAAUAAAAAAAUCUCUAUAUUUGAGCUGUAAAAUAGCUUCAGCAGCUGUUGUACAUUUUGCGUAAUAAAUUUUACAUUUAAUUGUG
Messenger RNA from Gymnodraco acuticeps, 2760 nucleotides. RefSeq names its product heterogeneous nuclear ribonucleoprotein H3 (2H9) (gene hnrnph3). Bases 634 to 1836 code for a protein of 400 amino acids. The transcript has 11 exons. NCBI's taxonomy places the organism in Eukaryota, Metazoa, Chordata, Actinopteri, Perciformes, Bathydraconidae. Gene Ontology annotation, molecular function: RNA binding. The record is from RefSeq and is a predicted model, not a curated record. Gene Ontology annotation, cellular component: nucleoplasm; ribonucleoprotein complex. Gene Ontology annotation, biological process: regulation of RNA splicing.